AUGCACCAGAGAAAAAAUCCAGAUUCCUCAGAGAGAAGGGACCUGGAAGAAUGGGCUUUCCUGGAUCCUUCACAAAAGAAGCUCUAUAGAGAUGUGAUGCGGGAAACCUUGAGGAACCUGGUCUCAAUAGGAGAAAAAUGGGAAGAUCAUGACAUUGAAGAUCAGCACAAAAGUCAGGGGAGAAAAUUAAGAAGUCAUGUAGUAGAAAGACUCUGUGAAAGUAAAGAGGGUAGUCAGUGUGGAGAAAACUUCAGCAUUAUUCCAAACCUCAGUCUGAACAAGAAAACUAAUAGAAUGAAACCACGAAUUGUCUGCCACUUCCACUGA
Messenger RNA from Budorcas taxicolor (takin), 327 nucleotides. RefSeq names its product zinc finger protein 791-like. The record is from RefSeq and is a predicted model, not a curated record. Gene Ontology annotation, molecular function: RNA polymerase II transcription regulatory region sequence-specific DNA binding; DNA-binding transcription factor activity, RNA polymerase II-specific. Gene Ontology annotation, cellular component: nucleus. The transcript is spliced from 5 exons. Gene Ontology annotation, biological process: regulation of transcription by RNA polymerase II. Bases 1 to 327 code for a protein of 108 amino acids. Lineage: Eukaryota; Metazoa; Chordata; Mammalia; Artiodactyla; Bovidae.